Messenger RNA from Selaginella moellendorffii, 1201 nucleotides. RefSeq lists its product as uncharacterized. The transcript is spliced from 2 exons. Bases 181 to 912 code for a protein of 243 amino acids. Lineage: Eukaryota; Viridiplantae; Streptophyta; Lycopodiopsida; Selaginellales; Selaginellaceae. The record is from RefSeq and is a predicted model, not a curated record.
AGAGCGACCGAGCCCUUGGACGGAACAAUUUGCCGCUUUGGCCGCCAUUUUUUUAGCUAGUCUCGCGGUCUUUGCCUCCAGUCCAAGGCUUCCAUACACUUCCAGAUCGAUCAACUGGUAAGAUCGCUCGCCAAUCGCCACGAACGAUCGCUCUAGCAGCGCUGCGUAUCUUCUUCCACGAUGCAUGAUUCGCGCUUCGUCAUCCCGGCCCCGGUGAAGCCGCAGCAGCCCCGCCGUUCAAAUCCCGCCCAGCAUCAGCUCCACCAGCAUCAGCUCCAGCCACAGCCAGAUCUCCCAAUGUCGUCGGAGCGAUUGAGGGCAAUGAGAGCGUCGGCGUUCCGCGCGGUGUGUAGAGGCCCUUCGUCGGCGGCGGGGCAGAAUGCCUCCGCCGCCUCCGCCCCCGCCAAGAUGACGUGCCUCUGCGCUCCCACCUCCCACCCCGGAUCUUUCAGAUGCCGGAUGCAUCGCGCCCAACAGCAGCAACAGCAACACCAUUCUCCUCCUCCUCAUCCACUUCCGCCGCCUCAAGCUUCUUCCACCGCCACCGCCGCCAGCAGUAGCGGAGCCAGAUCCAAAUUCUCCGGCGGCGCCGCGCCCCGGCCGGCCCAGAUCUCGUCCACGCUCAAGACGUGUAGCCGCUGCCGCGUGAGGGGUCCCAGCCGGCUGAGCACGGUGGUGUUUGCGAGCGGGCGGGAGCAGGAGGAGACGAGCGAGGAGCCGGAGAUCGCCACCAUCCCCAUCCCAUUGCCGGUCGUGAGAUUGUCGCACCACGCGACCAUCCACCGGGGGAUCUCGGCGGCCACCAUUGGGGCCCGAUUCUGUGCGUUGCGGAGGCUCCAAGGAUCGGGCAAGGAGGACUUUUUGAGGCUCAUCCGGCCCACGAAUCCCCGGCCCAUUCUCUUGUCGACGUAGUAGCCGCGCGGAUCUCCUCCCCCUCGCUCGUUUCGAUCGAUCGAUCACGGUGUAAAUACUUCCUCCUCCUCCUCCUCCACCGCUUGUGCUUUCGUGUGAGUGUCCAAAUUUUUUCUUUUUGCUCCCUCGAUGCGAGAAGAGUAUCGAGGGCCCCAAGGGAUUAGAAGAAGAAGAUAGCACUAGACCAACAACAGUAGAGAGUUUAAUGCUCUCCGUUAUCUUCUUCCAUGUACACUAGCAAAAGCUUUUCUACGAUUAAAAUCGUCGCUAGAUAGUUAGCUCGGGUGUG